Molecule: messenger RNA, 3135 nt
Organism: Zingiber officinale
Lineage: Eukaryota; Viridiplantae; Streptophyta; Magnoliopsida; Zingiberales; Zingiberaceae
Product: receptor-like protein EIX2
Exons: 1
Coding region: 1-3135 (1044 amino acids)
Molecular function (GO): protein binding
Source: RefSeq, a predicted model, not a curated record
AUGAGUCUCUCAUGUUGUUCUUGCAUUGCCCACUUCUUGCUUUUACUUUGUCUCCUCCAUGCACAAUUUGGGACCAGCAACUGUGCCUCUGAUGGAGCUUGCUCAUCUGAAGAGCUCCAAUCCCUUCUCCAAUUCAGACGAGCCCUCAUCGACCCUGACAACCUCCUUUCGUCGUGGCAAGGUCGCAACUGUUGCCACUGGAGAGGAUUGAGCUGUGACAACCUCACUGCAUCAGUUAUCAGCAUUGAUCUCCACAAUCCAUAUGCAAAUGCAUCUGAUCCAAGAUAUGACUUGUGGAACUUGAGUGGGAGAGUGGAUCAUUCCUUGCUCCAGCUCAAGUUUCUGAGUCAUUUGGAUUUGAGCUACAACAACUUCAAUGGCCUUCAGAUACCAAGCUUCAUUGGCUCCCUAAAGAGAUUGAAGUAUCUAAACCUCUCAAAUGCAGGCUUUGCAGGCACUAUUCCAUUCAGAGUGGGAAAUCUAUCCGAAUUGCAGUACCUUGAUUUAUCCUCAAGUUUACAACCACUCUUUGCUGAUAGCUUGCAGUGGGUGACCGGUCUGUCUUCUCUUCGACACCUUAAAAUGUCGGGUGUCGACCUUUCAAAGAUCGGUUCAGACUGGGUUCAAGCAGUAAAUGGGAUCCCAUCCCUCACUCUGUUGGAUUUUCAAGCAUGCGGCCUAACAGGGAUUGCUCAAUCCAUCUCCCCUGUCAAUUUUUCUUCACUUGCCGUUCUUGAUCUCUCCUUCAAUAGUUUCAAUUCAGAGAUUCCAUACUGGUUUUCGAAUCUAAGCAGCCUAGUUCAGUUGGACAUGGUCAGUGCAGGUUUGUAUGGUUCUAUUCCUGUUGAGCUCUCUGCAACUCCCAGCUUGAGGCACUUGGAUCUAUCGAUGAAUGGCAAUCUCACUGUUGAUUCUUUCACACUAUUAAGAGGCAAGUGGAGACAGAUUGAAGUGCUGAGACUUGCUUCCAAUCAGAUAUAUGGAAGGCUUCCUGAUUCCAUUGGAAAUAUCUCAUCUCUCAUCGAGCUCGACCUUCUCUCUAAUAACAUUGAAGGAGGCAUCCCAAGCUCCAUAGGUAAGCUCUCUAACUUACAAAUACUGGACUUAAGUGGCAACAAUCUGACUCUGGAUUUACCACUGCAUCUCAUUAAACACCCUUUGCCAAAAUUGAGGACCUUGAGCUUGGCAGUGAACAAGUUAUCAGGCACUUUGCCUGGAUGGUUGGGUGAACUUGCAAACCUAGAGACACUUGAUCUUAGUUAUAACUCAAUUAGAGGCUUCAUUCCUUCCUCUAUCGGAAAGCUACCAUUUCUCGCAACUCUGGACCUUUGCGGGAACCAAUUGGAUGGAACACCUCCAUACUCCAUAGGACAGCUUACUAAACUGCAUCAGUUGGACCUCUCUUCAAACCACCUCACAGGAACUAUAACAGAAAGGCACUUUGAAAGGUUGAAUGAUUUGAAGUUCUUGUUGCUGGGGUUCAAUUCCUUGACUGUCAACAUAAGCUCUGGCUGGACUCCUCCAUUUCAGGUACAAAAUUUAGGGUUGGGUUCAUGUCAGUUGGAUCAGUUUCCCUAUUGGCUUCAAACCCAGAAGGAGCUCGAAUUUUUGGACCUUUCUAACUCUUCCAUCUCCGGCGAACUACCAACAUGGUUCUGGGACUUAACUUCCAACUUGUUGCUCCUCAACAUCUCCUUCAACCUGAUUGAAGGAGAACUACCUAAACCACUUUACAUUAAUGCUUUUGCUGAUGUUGAUAUUAGAUCAAACCUCUUAUCUGGUCCCUUGCCAGUUUUCUCCAAUUUCGUCGAACUACUUGACCUCUCAAACAACCAAUUCUCUGGUCCAAUCCCAGGUGACAUUGCUGAGCUGCAACCUUAUAUAAUAUUCCUGUCUCUUUCCAACAACAAUCUAUCAGGAGAAAUUCCUAACUCAAUUGGGCUGAUUCAGGAACUACAAGUUCUUGACCUCUCGAGAAACAACCUUUCCGGUCCAAUCCCAGCAAGCUUGAGUAAUUGCUCCUACCUCAAGGCUCUUGUGCUGGAGUACAAUUCUAUCACUGGAACCAUUCCUCCAUCUCUGGGAAGCCUGAGACAGCUCCAAUCCCUGCACCUCAGCAACAAUUUGCUUCAUGGAGUCAUUCCACCAUCCUUAAAGAACAUGUCCAAUCUCCAAACUCUUGAUCUUGGCUACAACAAUUUCGAAGGCGCAAUUCCAGUAUGGAUCGGAGAAAGCUUCCCGGCCUUGAGAAUUCUCAGGUUGAGAGCAAACAAGCUCUCCGGCCAAAUCUCAUAUGGGCUCUCGAAGCUGAGCUCUUUGCAAGUGUUGGACAUCGCAGGAAACGAUCUGGAAGGCCAAAUUCCUGGCAGCUUGGGAAGCCUCACAGCAAUGGCUAUUCAACAGAGACCCAACCAAUACGUCCAGUAUGGGUUUUACAGAGGAACAUACUAUUCCGAGAGCUUGUCAAUGGUGAUAAACAACAGACAACUGGUGUUCACAAAAACACUUUCCCUUCUCGUGAGCAUUGAUCUGUCUGAUAACAAUUUGUCCGGGGAGGUUCCUGGAGAGCUGAUGGACCUUUCAGGGUUACUAGUUUUGAACCUUUCAAGAAACCAACUUCACGGUGAGGUUUUGCAGCAGAUUUCUGAGCUCCAAAACCUGUUGUUCCUGGACUUGUCAAACAAUCAAUUCAAUGGAAGCAUACCUGCAAGUAUGGCAUCCAUGAGCUUCUUGAGUUAUCUAAACCUUUCCAACAACAAUUUCUCUGGCAGGGUGCCAGAUGCAGGCCAACUCGGGACAUUCGAUCCAUCUGCAUACUCUGGGAACCCAUUGCUAUGUGGAGCACCACUUAAUGUGUCUUGUGAAGACGAUCCACCAACUGGCAAAUCUGAUGGCAUCGUCAUCGACGGCAGUGGGAGUAUACUGGAAGACGAGGAAUUCUACGUGAGCCUUGGACUCGGAUUUGCUUCUGGUCUUUUGGGGUUGUUCGGAGUUAUAUCGAUCAGAAAGACAUGGAGUGUUGUCUACUUCAAUUUAGUAGAUUCUAUUGUUGACUGGAUAUCGAAAAUGAAGAAUAUGUUCCCAGGAGUUACUGAUCGAAGGAGGAAGUCGAGGAAAGCAAGAACUCGCAAAUGA